AUGGCUGGUUUCUUCAGAAUAGUGGAAAUGUUACGAAAAUCAUAUGGAAAACCGUACGCGCACAAAAGUAAACAGCGUUUCAAGAAGUUCAGCAAAACGAAGAAUUCUAAGAAGGAGGAAGAAAGGUUGGAGAUGGAGUCGAUUGCGAAUACAUCCCUAUUCAAAUUGUUCACUGAUUUUCCUCUCUCAAGUAAAACUCUUAGAGGACUGAACGAGUGUGAAUAUGUUGAACCUACUGACAUACAGAGAGAAUCGCUACCGUUUUCCCUUAGCGGAUCCGAUCUUGUUGGUGCGGCUAAAACUGGAAGCGGGAAAACUCUUGCACUUAUCAUACCGGUACUGGAAUGUCUUUGGAGAUCAGGAUGGUCCAAUUAUUGCGGUCUUGGAGCUCUAAUAAUCUCUCCUACAAGGGAGCUUGCUUUACAAACGUUUACUGUGAUCAAUCAUGUAGGGAAGUAUCAUGACUUUUCAUGUGCGUUAUUAAUUGGAGGAACUGAUGUUGAUUUCGAGAGGAAUCGUAUCGGUCGAGUAAACAUUAUAAUAUGUACUCCUGGUCGAUUGUUACAACAUAUGGACGAAAAUGAGCAUUUGUCAUGCGAUCAACUACAGAUAUUAAUAAUCGAUGAAGCAGAUCGCAUUCUUGAUAUGGGGUUCAGUCAGCAGAUGAACGCGAUUGUCGCCAACUUACCACGUGAUCGGCAAACACUGCUGUUUUCUGCUACUCAAACUCGUAAUGUUAAAGACCUCAGCCGAGUGUGUACAAAGGAUCCCGUGUUGGUUUCGGCUCAUGAACGUUGUGUUCAUGCAACACCUGAUGGUUUGAGACAGUCAUAUAUGGUCUGUGAAGAGCAGGAUAAAGUCAACAUAAUGUGGUCUUUCAUAGUUAAUCAUAAGAAGUUCAAAAUUAUUAUAUUCGUCUCAUGUUGUAAGCAGGCACGGUUUCUAACUGGUGCGUUUUGUCACCUUAGGCCCGGUGUUCCAAUUAUGGGUUUGUGGGGCACAAUGAACCAGAAGAAACGUGUUGAUGUAUUUCAAAAGUUCGAGAAUAAAGAGGCAGCCGUUAUGAUUGCAACCGAUGUGGCCAGUCGAGGAUUGGAUUUUUCUGGCGUAGACUGGGUUGUUCAAGUUGACUGUCCAGCUACAGCUGAGGAUUACAUCCAUAGAGUAGGUCGCACAGCUCGAAUGAAUGAAACCGGUCACGCUGUUUUAUUCCUGACUCCAUCCCAGGAGGAAGGAAUGAUUACAUUGUUGGACAAAGCGAAUAUUCCUUUGAAGAAGCAAAUAGCAAAUCCAACAGCUUUAAUGGAUAUACGCCCGAAAAUGCAAGCGGUCCUCUCUCAGUUCUCCGAGUUGAAUCAGCAUGCUCAAAGGGGUGUUGUUGCCUACCUUCGAAGUGUUUAUACCAUGCGAAAUAAAAAGGUCUUCGACAUCAAUUCUGUAGAUGUCACUGCACUCGCUUUAUCUUACGGACUCGUCACGGUGCCUCGAGUACGGUUCCUUAACAGAAAUAGUGCCAAUGCUAAGGUAAUGUCAAUUAACUUUCUCAACAAGUUGGCACCAAAGGACCAUCGUUUUGCUUUCAAGGACAAGAAAGACAAGAAGGCGAAGAACGAAAAACUUUACGUAGUAAUCACGAAAUUGGCUGUGGCCAAAAAGCUGUUAAACAAGAAGAUCAAAGUGAAUGUGAAAAAAUUGUUCGAUGAGGACGGGGAAGUUGUUAAGGUAAAGUUCGUAGUUUGUAUAGGUGCGUUAUUAGAAUUUUCGAUGUUUUGCUAG
Angiostrongylus costaricensis is the source of this 1776-nucleotide messenger RNA. The record is from the annotation of a GenBank genome assembly. NCBI's taxonomy places the organism in Eukaryota, Metazoa, Nematoda, Chromadorea, Rhabditida, Metastrongylidae.